Medioppia subpectinata is the source of this 960-nucleotide messenger RNA. The record is from the annotation of a GenBank genome assembly. Lineage: Eukaryota; Metazoa; Arthropoda; Arachnida; Sarcoptiformes; Oppiidae.
AAUAAAGAGCUCAGUGAUGAAAGUGAAGCCAAUUAUACCUGUGUGGCCAACAAUGCGUUUGGAUCUGAUUCACAAUCAGUCAUAUUAAAAGUAGACGUGAUAUCCAAAUGGAUUAAUGAGCCCAACAAUACGUUCGCCAAACUCGGCGACAGAGCGUCCAUAGAGUGCUCGGCCGACGGUUCGCCGCAACCGGUCAUACAGUGGUGCAAAAGAUCUCGUUCUGGUUUCUGUUACGCAACAAUCGAAGGCACCUAUCAUUCUGAGAGAAAGCAACAAGGCAAUAAAAGCGUCAUUGUGUUUCAUAAGGUCGACCCAAUAAAUGUUGGUGUAUAUGAAUGUAUUGUCUCCACUGAUGUUCCGGCGAAGUUUGACGAGAAGUAUAGUCUAAUGCAAGUGAAGAGAGGAGAGAGCGCUCGACUCAAAUGCAAUGUUUCUGGAGAUCAACCCCUGGCUAUCAAAUGGACUAAAGAUAACGUGAAACUCGAAAAACUGGGCUCUCAUUCUUAUGAAAUCUUUGAGACGACAACCGAUUUCGGUCUCCUAUCGGAGCUGCUGUUGAGGACAACCCAAAGGACUGACGGAUCGAUAUAUAAAUGCGAGGCCGAGAAUACACACGGAAAGGACGAACGCACUAUCAAACUGGUAGUACUCGAGGUUCCGGGCCCUCCCAUGAAUGUGCACGUGAAGGAGGUCUGGUCGCGAACGGCGAGCAUCGUGUGGUCGGCCCCCUAUUCGGGAAACUCUCCGCUCACAAAAUACACGAUACAGUAUUGGAGACAUCAAAGCGCACCGCACAGACUGCACGAGUUUGUGGUCAGUAACUCGCAGACCACAGCGUUGAUCAAAGACCUGAGCCCUGGCCUGUCCUACGAGAUGACAGUCGUGGGCGAGAACGAGGUCGGGAGGGGAGAGGCGGCCGACACCGUCACGUUUGUCACCGGCGAAGAGGAGCCGUCGGCG